Molecule: messenger RNA, 2253 nt
Organism: Peromyscus maniculatus bairdii (prairie deer mouse)
Lineage: Eukaryota; Metazoa; Chordata; Mammalia; Rodentia; Cricetidae
Source: RefSeq, a predicted model, not a curated record
GGUCAGACAGGUUUGGAGGGAGACACAGGUCAGGGGAGGGAGACUGGGAAAUACUUGCGGAGCCAGCCAGGAGCUGGGCAGUUCCUUUCCGGGGAUCCUCCGCCUCUCCGCAGAUGUAAACCCUCCGCCGCCGCCGCCGCUGCCUUCUCUGUCUCAACUCGACCUUCCUCCACACUGUUCUCCCUAGAGUCCCAUGAGGCCGGCUGCUCUGGUGAGUUCCAGUUUGAGGAACUGUCCCGGGGCCAGAAGACAAGGUAUUUUCACAGAGCUUACCCACUCCCUUUAGGAUGGUGUCACCUUGGGACAGACCUCAGAACUGAAGCCUCGCAAUGACAGAACCAGAACCAGAGACACUGGCCCUGCUGGAAAUGAAGGGGCCCGAGGGUCCAGAGAAGAGCCCACCACAGGCUUUCGUACCCACCGGCCCGCAGCCAGAGGGGGAAGGUGGGACUGAGUCCCCAGGAGCUGAGUCUCUCACCGUGGGGUCUUCAGUUGGUUCUCCCAUAGUCAGAGUGGGGCCCGAGGAUGGUCCAGACAGCACUGUGAGUGAGGCCGCGACUUUGCCCUGGGGAACCGACCCCCAGGCCAGCGCCCCACUUCCGGAUCCCCCAGGCUGGCGAGAUAUUGAACCAGAACCCUUAGAGUUGGAACCACUCACUAAGUCGGAGGACCCACUCAAAGACGAUGCCAGCCUGCUCCUUGAGAAGACGGUGAGGGCCUUCGUGCCCAUUGACUUACAGUGCAUCGAGCGGAAGCCACAGGAGGAGCGCAUUGUGCAUCGGGAGGCCGGACAGGGCGAGCGCAGGAAUUUCCUGCCAGCCCGACUCAGCCACCCCGAGCCUUCAGAGUGCAAGUGGGCCGAGGCAGUCGUGAGACCCCCUGGCCGGUCCUGUGGGGGCUGUGGGAGCUGUGGAGGCCGCGAGGCGCUGAGAGCCGUGGCCUCGGUGGUGGCUGCCCUUAUCUUCUUCCCCUGCCUGCUGUAUGGGGCGUACGCCUUCCUGCCCUUCGAUGCUCCGAGGCUGCCCACCAUGAGCUCCCGCUUGAUCUACACGCUACGCUGUGGGGUCUUUGCCACCUUCCCCAUCGUGCUGGGGCUCCUGGUCUACGGGCUGAGUCUGCUGUGCUUCUCGGCCCUCCGGCCCUUUGGAGAGCCGCGGCGGGAAGUGGAGAUCCACCGGCAGUAUGUGGCCCAGUCCGUGCAGCUCUUCAUCCUCUACUUCUUCAACCUGGCCGUCCUUUCCACCUAUCUGCCCCAGGACACGCUCAAGCUGCUCCCCCUGCUCACCGGUCUCUUCGCAAUAUCUCGGCUCAUCUACUGGUUGACCUUUGCUGUGGGCCGCUCCUUCCGAGGCUUUGGCUACGGACUGACUUUCUUGCCGUUGUUGGCCAUGCUGAUGUGGAACCUCUACUACAUGUUCGUGGUGGAGCCGGAGCGCAUGCUCACUGCCUCCGAGAGCCGCUUGGACUACCCGGACCACGUUCGAUCCCUCUCUGACUACAGGCCGCGCUCAUGGGGCUGAGCUGCUCCAGGGCUGUGCAGGGUCUUUCAGGCCUUCCCUGAACCAGUUGCAGGCCUGGCCUUUGCCCAGGUCCUGGACCUUCGAUGUGAGGAACCUUGCUACUGCCCCAUAGGGGCCCCAUCCAACGGGGCCCAGACACCCCAGUUCUCUCUUAGCUGUUGCUUUACCCCUGGAGCGCGAGAGCCCGAGGGAGAGACUGGAGAAGCACGCUUCCUUCUUGGGCAGCCUCCCACCAUGCCACACUAAGGCUAGGGCUGGAUGGCUACCUCGCUCCCCAGCUUCCUGUGGGCCAGCGGUGCAGAGCCAUAGCCCAACCUGAACUGUCUUUGCCAGCUGUCUGGAAGAAAGGUCAAGGAGAUGGACAAACUGCCUAAGCCCAAGAGUGGAGGUUGGUAUCACAUCAGAUGAGGGCUUUGAUAUCUGACAUUGAUUGGGUGAAAACCUUCCUAGGGGGCCUGGGUUCAAGGCUCUCUCUACCACUUGACUGGCUUCAAGGCUUUUUUGCCUCAGUCAAGGCUAUUAUAGCUGUUGCCUUCCCUCUCCCAACCUGCAUGGGUCCCUGUAACCUUCCACUUUUCAAACUUCCAAGAAGUCCCAUUAUAAAAAAAUAGGUGGGGUGCAGAGAUGAAACCUCUGAAAGAAGUGUGUAUGUAUUCACAUGUACUGGCUGGGCUGGCAGAGAGACUGCCUGCCCACUUAUAUGUAUGAGUAUGUAAUAAAUCACUGCCAGCCU